This is a messenger RNA of Drosophila pseudoobscura, 2105 nucleotides long. It is a transcript of the gene Rho1, whose product is annotated as ras-like GTP-binding protein Rho1. The transcript has 5 exons. Gene Ontology annotation, molecular function: GTP binding; protein kinase binding; GTPase activity. Bases 202 to 780 code for a protein of 192 amino acids. The record is from RefSeq and is a predicted model, not a curated record. Gene Ontology annotation, cellular component: cytosol. Gene Ontology annotation, biological process: small GTPase-mediated signal transduction. NCBI's taxonomy places the organism in Eukaryota, Metazoa, Arthropoda, Insecta, Diptera, Drosophilidae.
AACGAAUGAACAUUGUUCAUCGUCAUUUUGCAUGAGAAAAAAAUCGUCGAGUUCAAUUCGAAUUUUUAUAAUUGUAUUACCUUUAAUACGAAAUUAUAAGGGAUAGACGCAUAAGAAUCAACCAGUUUGUGCCAUUUUUUAAGCAAAUUAAGUGUCGAAUUCGUACUGAGUGUUGUAAAAAUCAUCAUAAAUUAACUUCCAAUGACGACGAUUCGCAAGAAAUUGGUAAUUGUCGGCGACGGUGCCUGCGGUAAAACUUGCCUUCUGAUUGUCUUUAGCAAAGAUCAAUUCCCCGAGGUGUAUGUACCCACUGUGUUUGAGAACUAUGUGGCCGAUAUCGAAGUUGAUGGUAAACAGGUGGAGCUGGCCUUAUGGGAUACGGCCGGGCAGGAGGACUACGACAGACUACGACCGCUGAGUUAUCCGGACACAGAUGUAAUACUGAUGUGUUUCUCAGUGGAUUCCCCCGAUUCACUAGAAAAUAUUCCUGAAAAGUGGACCCCAGAGGUCAAACACUUUUGUCCAAAUGUUCCAAUCAUUUUGGUAGGAAAUAAGAAAGAUUUGCGAAAUGAUCCCAACACAAUUCGGGAUCUCGCAAAAAUGAAGCAGGAGCCUGUUAAGCCGCAAGAGGGACGCGCCAUGGCCGAGAAGAUAAAUGCCUUUGCCUAUUUGGAAUGCUCGGCCAAGUCCAAGGAGGGUGUCCGGGAGGUGUUUGAGACGGCAACCAGGGCUGCGUUGCAGGUUAAAAAGAGGAAGAAGACCAGAUGCCUUUUGCUCUAAAAGAGCAACUAACAAAUGAAAAUCUUUAACCAUAAUACAACAAAAACAGCAACAACAACACACAUAAACACCACACCCUCUCUCACCACACCCACACACACAACACACACCUUUUAAAAAAAGAGAAAAAACGACAGCAACAAACAACAACAACAAAAACAACAUCGGCUGGAGGAUGGAUCAUCAGGAGAACGCCAGAAACUAACGCAGCAAAUCGUAGUGAACCCGGGGCAGAGUGUGUCCCAUGCGGAUUUGAUUUUAUAUACAGUUUAGUGUAGUUAUAAACCGAAGUAAAACCACAGUAAUAACGAUGGCAUUAUUAAUUGUAUAUCCCAAGGGCAGCAGACCGACCAAUCCAGUCGAGCGGCUACAAUCCAGAAAUAUAUAUCGAUAUAUGUAUACAUAUUCAAGUUGCAUCCGUUUCUGUUCACCCCCUAUCCUGCGCUGUUCUUUGAUGCUUUUUGUGACCUUGUUGCCUUGAGUGCAGACCCGCCUGCUUGUGCGAGGGUGUGGCAAGUUGAAUCAGUUGGAAAUGUCCAGUCAGACGCGAUAAUAUGAUCUAUUAUGUUCCCUUUUCACAAAAACUACUUUAUCAAGUGACACAGAAACCGCCAAUAAACGAUGAAAGCGUAACUACACUACAAGCAAACACACACAGAAAAGAUACAAGAUACUUUCAACACAAACGAUUAAUGUUUAUUAUUUGACUAAAACGUAAGCCACAAAUGAGAUGCAUUCAGUUUUCGGGAGUGGGUUGAGUCCCAGGAAUAUGGAAUCAGAGCGAAAAGUUUUUAAUAUUUGUAUUUUGCAUUAAAACAAAUUGAAAAAAAUAUAAACAAAAAAAACGAUGCAACAAGCUACCAAACUAAAUGUAUGAGGAGGAUUUUAUAAUUUUAUAAAAUGCCAGUACCACAUAUAUAUAUAUAUAUAUAUAUUAAUAUAUAUACAUACAUCUAAAUAUACAGUGCAUAUAUGUGUGUAUGUCUCUUUUUGUAUUUUGUACCGUCAAUCGUGUAAUUUCUCACACAGAAAAUGUUUAAACAAAAGAACACUCAAGGGAAAAGUGCCGUUUUCUACAGCAACAACAGAAAAAAGCAACCGCAAAGGAAUAAAUCUGAAUAUUUUCUAUAUAAGUGUAACUACGCUACUAUUUUCUACAGUUACUAUUACACAAUUUACUAAAUUUAUAAAUAAAGAAAACAAAAAUAAAUACAAAGAAACAAAAAAAAACUAAGAUCGAAAACCAGAGUCGAAAGUAAAUUUGUAAAUUUGUGCAUUCAAAGUUUUGCUUCCUAUACAAUAAAAAAAACACAUUUACCAGAUUA